Eufriesea mexicana is the source of this 2643-nucleotide messenger RNA. RefSeq names its product Hermansky-Pudlak syndrome 4 protein (gene HPS4). The record is from RefSeq and is a predicted model, not a curated record. The coding region runs from base 23 to 2554 and encodes 843 amino acids. The transcript is spliced from 9 exons. Lineage: Eukaryota; Metazoa; Arthropoda; Insecta; Hymenoptera; Apidae. Gene Ontology annotation, biological process: melanosome assembly; vesicle-mediated transport; protein targeting. Gene Ontology annotation, cellular component: cytoplasmic vesicle; lysosomal membrane; BLOC-3 complex. Gene Ontology annotation, molecular function: small GTPase binding; guanyl-nucleotide exchange factor activity.
UUUAUCAAUUACUUCAGGAGAGAUGAUGAUAGUAUUUGUUUAUGACACUGCAAGGUGUUGUAAAGAAGAUGAUGAUCCUGCAGAAGCAGUUAUGUACUUCCAUCCUGCAUGGGUAUCUCUUACCCAAAGGUUAGCUCUAGCAGGUCAAUUAAUGGCAGUUAAUCAAUUUCUUUCAACUUCGUUUUCCAGUCCAAAAUCAAUUACAUUACAAGGAGGAAAAUUUGUACUAAAAAAAUUUGGGCAGUAUAUACUUGCAGUGGGAACUGAUAGAAAUAUUCAUGAUUGGAUUUUGGAAAGACGUGCAAACACAUUAGAAUCAUUAUUAAAAUUUUUUCAUUAUGAUUUGAAUAAGAUAUUAGAAUCAUUUAAUAAUGACAGAAAUAAAUUUACAGAGAAGCUCUAUCAAAUGUUCGAAACAUAUUUGCCAAUACUUCAAUACAGUGCCAAUCUAUUCUCCAAUAUUCCUAUCAUUAAACUUCCAAAGAGUGCUAGUAACAUAUUUUUAGAAGCAAUUCAAGUUUUACAAUAUUGUCAAGAAACCAGUGGUAUUAUGGGUGGUGCACUCUUCUAUAAUAACAAGGUAGUUGCAACUCAAUUAAGUGCUGAGUUGACUAAACAAAUUGUAAUAACUGAUCCAUACAGGAUAAAGGCUCCUGCAGAAAGAAUAUCAACAGAAUUUCAUCUGCCUGUUGGAGUACAGCUAUUGCGAGUAUAUAUAGAACAAAAACAAUUUACGAAACUUGUACAAGAAGCGAAUAAUGAACGCUAUUAUAGUUCUUAUUUAGAUUCUGUUACUAAAAAAAUUAUACAGAGAAAGAACAUGCCCAAGAACAGUAAAGAACUUCCUAUAUCUGGAAUGAAACGUGAUACUUCUCGCAUUUUUACUGUACCUGAAGAAGGAGAAUUAGAUUCAUCACAGUACAACGAUAAUAAUCACUAUGUACCCUCCGUUCCACUUACAGUUUACAAUUCUCCAGUAAAACGUAAACAGGAAAGUAAAAUAGACCGUCCUAAGUGUGUAAAUCCUUUGACUCCUAGUGUUUGUUCUACACCUUUAAAAGAUAUUAAUAGAGUACUACAUGGUAACGCUGUUUUAAUAUGUAACACAAAUGAAGAUACAAAUAAUGAAGCAGAGGAAGAAAAAAAAGACAUAAAAACAAAUGUGGAUGAUAUUCCAGAUGUUGUUAAGGAAGCACUUAGAUGUAAACGUUUAAAUAAAUUAAGGAACGUUACACCAAGAGAAAAAUUAGUAAAACGAAAAGAAUUUAAUAAAAAAAGCUUAAGCAUGCAUGAUUUAGAAUCGUCUAAUUUGUGCUCCAAUCGAAUAUCAAUAAGAACAUAUGGAUUAGGUUUACCACAAUUAAAACAAAAUGUAUCUCCUGAAGCUUCUCCUGAAAAGAAAUACUUAUAUAAAAGACAGUUCCAUACUAUUACCGAUCCAUGUUAUCCUGUAUUUCGAUGCGAUGGAUUACCAGUAUCUCAAUCCUUAUACGAACAAUAUAUAUCUUCACAUUAUGAAGAGCUUAAAGACGAUCGAAAUAAUACAGUUAAUCGGAACGAUUUUUUAACAAGUUUGACUAACAAUUGUAACACAAAAAAUGUAACGAACAACUGUGAUACUGUGACCAGAGAUAAUUUAGAAAAAGCAAGUAAUUCUCGUGACAUAAAGUUAGAUAGUAAAAUAAAACAAGAAACUUAUCGUAGAUCGAUGAGUCUCCCUUUGAAACCACUUAGUAUUACUGAUAACGAUGAUAGACGAAAAUCAUCAUCGGAGUGUGGUAAUGCAUAUGACUUUCUUCAAAAAAAGAAACUGGAUGGUUUACAAUUAACGCCUCUUAUGUCUAAACUUAGUUUACUUGCUGACGAGAGAACUAGCGGCUUUUGUAGUAGAGAAACAACCCCAAGUGAAUUUCGAGAUUUAUCUAGUUUUUCAACAGCAACAAAUCAAAUAAUCAAGCAAAAAUUAGAAGCAGUUAAUAAAGAAAUUGGCAGUGAUGGUGAAGACGAACUUGAGGAAGACUGGAUAACUACUUCUAAGGAUGAAGUUUAUCUUGAGAAAACGGAAUUAUUUCUUUGUGGACAUCAUAACAUGGUGCUAGUAUUGUUAAUGGAAAAUGGAACUGCCAAUAAUCCUGAUCUUAUACACUCUCUUUGGGAAACUUGUGUAAAUGCAUUAGGAAAACUUGAAGCAAGACUGCAACAAUGUUUAGAACCUUUACCAUCAAAUGAAAAUAAAGAAUUAUACAGUAUUUUAAGUAUUGAUCCACAAUGGGAUACAAUAAAUCGUUCUGGACUCUGGGGUGUUACUGAAUUAGACAUUGUUUCUUGUCUUCAUGAUAGAUUCAGACAUGCCAGCAAUCUCACAGAUAUUAUUAUCAGAACGGAAGAUACUGUUGUUUAUGGUAACCAGUGUGGAAACAUAGAAGUAUUUUAUCAACAAGCAGUGGCUCCAAACACCUCUGGAGGACUUCCAACUCCUGCAGAUUUAAUGGGGAUUGUGUCUCUUAAAGCAAAACGUAGACUGGAAAGAGACCAUGGAAUUGUAUUGCUAUAAAUUAUAAUUAUCUACAAAUGCUUCCAUCACAAUCUCGUUCAAGAUUUAAUUAUUUUAUCCAAUAUUUUGCUCUUUUCUUAUAUCUCACA